Cajanus cajan (pigeon pea) is the source of this 849-nucleotide messenger RNA. RefSeq names its product plastocyanin 1 (gene PETE1). Gene Ontology annotation, cellular component: chloroplast thylakoid lumen. Gene Ontology annotation, molecular function: copper ion binding. Lineage: Eukaryota; Viridiplantae; Streptophyta; Magnoliopsida; Fabales; Fabaceae. The record is from RefSeq and is a predicted model, not a curated record.
CCCUCACUCUAUAAAGAAACACCCCUUCCGUGUCGCCAUUUUGAUUCCCCCACACUCUUUUUCAACCAACCACACGUACUCAUGGCCACCGUCCCCUCCGCCCCCGUCGCUAUCCCCUCCUUCACCGGCCUCAAGGCCACCGGAGCCACCGCAGCCAAAGUCAGCGCCGCCGUCAAGGCCCCGAGGUUCGGCGGCAUCAAGGCCUCGCUCAAAGACGUGGGAGUCGCCGUGGUGGCCACCGCCGCCAGCGCAGUGCUCGCCAGCAACGCCAUGGCCAUCGAAGUCUUGCUCGGUGGCGGCGACGGUUCCCUCGUGUUCGUUCCCAGCGAGUUCUCCGUGGCCCCUGGGGAGAAGAUCGUGUUCAAGAACAACGCUGGUUUCCCACACAACGUUGUCUUCGACGAGGACGAGAUUCCCGGUGGCGUCGAUGCGGGGAAAAUCUCUAUGUCGGAAGAAGACUACCUUAAUGGGCCUGGCGAGACUUACAGUGUUACUUUGGAUGCCAAGGGUACCUACAGUUUCUACUGUGCGCCUCACCAAGGUGCUGGUAUGGUCGGAAAAGUCACUGUUAAUUAGUUAAAUAAUAAUGCGUGUGUCGAGUAAUUAAGCUUCAUCUAAUUUCAUUCUCAUAUAUGUCUUGUUUUUGUAGAAGAGCUUAAUUCAUGGUUGUUGUUAUUAUUGGAUCACUAUUGUAUUGUAUGGGAUGAAUGAAUGAACGGAUGAACCCAUAUAAUACCUUCGUGUAAUUUCUUUACUUUCUUUCCUUUCAGAUCGUUGGUUCUCCCUUUCAUUAGAUGUAUAAGCUUGAAACAACGACUCAACUGAGAAAUAAACACGACUCCUUAAAUA